UCUCUCUCAACGUAUCUCCCUCUCUUCUUGCUCUCUCUCUCUUCCUCAGCUCACAUAUUUGACGUUUAUCUUUCUCUCUCUCUCUCUUCCUCUUUCUCUUUCGACAGCCACCUUUCCAUACGAUUUCUCUCUUCCUCUCUCUCUAUCAUAUUUCCCUUCUAUCCAUCUCUCUUACCCUCUUUUCCUCAACUGUUUUGAAAGGCAGGGUUUUUGAGACAGUAACUGUUAAUCACCUGUUCUGUUCAAUUCUUGAGCUGCUGCAAAGACGAGAUGGCUGCCAGGUGGGAUCAAAUUUUGACAAUGCCAGUACAACAGCCAUCAACCAUUGAAUUUUCUUCAGCUGAUCUCACAUGGUCUAAGGUGGAGGGCUGGCGUCAAGUGAUGGACAAAGUUGCUCUCAUCCCUUUCUCCAGAGUUGAUGACUUUGUCAGAGGUGAAUCCGCCAACCCUGAGUGUCCUACCCGAUUUCAUGUGGAGGCAAGGAGAAGAAAGCCCAAAGGAAUGGGCUACAAACCUAGAGUGGAUGGAUAUAUUGAAUAUAUACUGUACUGGUGUUCCUUUGGGCCAGAUGAUCACAGAGUUGGAGGAAUUUCUCGGCCAAGUCGAAGCUUCAAACCCCCAAAGAAGUCACCUGCUGGUCGUCCUGGUCAAAAGAGAGGAUGCACCUGCCAUUUCAUUGUCAAGCGACUAAUGGCCGAACCAUCUGUUGCCCUUAUCAUAUAUAAUCAUAGGGAGCACAUAGAUAAGAGUGGUUUACCAUGCCAUGGUCCACAAGAUGGUCAGGCCCUUGGAACUGGAGCCAUGUUUGCCCCAUAUAUAUCUGACGAGCUUCGACAACAAGUGAUCUCUUUGUUAUAUGUUGGGGUCCCAGUAGAGAGCAUCAUGCAGAGACGCAAUGAAGAGGUGAAGAGGCAGGGGGGCCCACGUAACCGAGAUGACCUUCUCUCUCACCGCUAUGUUCGAAGGACAGAGAGGAGCAUCAGGCGCUCCACUUACAAAAGGGACCCAGAUGAUGGAGUGAGUAUUGAAUUGUGGAUUGAGAGCCACCGAAAUCAUGUCUUCUUUUAUGAGGACUUCUCUGACAAUGACCCAUUUGUUUUGGGUAUCCAAACUGAGUGGCAGUUGCAGCAAAUGAUUCAGUUUGGAAACAGGAGCCUCAUAGCUUGUGAUUCGAGGCUCGGAACAAGGAAAUUGACGUAUCCUGUUUGUACUCUCCUCGUCUUCGAUUCAAAGAGAAAUGCAAUCCCCGUUGCCUGGAUUCUAUCACCUUGGUUUGCAAAGGAUAUUGCGCAUAAAUGGAUGAAAGCUCUUUAUGACAGAGUCCGCCAAAAAGAUCAUACUUGGCAACUGGCAGGUUUUGUAAUAGAUGAUCCUGGAACUGAUGUACUUACUAUCAGGGAAGUGUUUCGGUGCUCCAUCCUAAUAUGCUUUUGGCGUGUACGUCAUGCAUGGCAUAAAAAUGUUAUAAAGAAGUGCUCAGCCACUAACAUGUGUGUUGAGAUGUUCAGAAGGCUUGGACAGGCAGUAUGUGGUAUCUGUAGAGGAAACGGGGAUGUGGAUUCCUUUGAGGAGUUUAUGGUGGACUUUGUUGACAACCCUGAUUUUUUGGAAUAUUUCAAGGCAACUUGGAUUCCUAGAUUAGGCAUUUGGGUUUCGGCAUUGAAGAGUUUUCCUUUUGCAAGCCUAGAAACCUGCGCAUCCAUGGAAUCAUAUCACCAUAAACUCAAGGUCAGGUUGUUGAAUGAGAAAGAGCCGUCAGUUUAUCAUCGUGCUGAUUGGCUCAUUGAUAAGCUGGAAACCAAGGUCCACUCCUAUUUCUGGCUUGACGAGUUCCAAGAAAGGAAUAAGUUCUCUCGAUAUCGAAAAGACGAGUGGGUCGAAAUGGGUAUUACCUCCUGGUCUCGGGCAUCAGAGAUCCCUGAUUCUAAUAUCACUUUGGAAGGAAGGGAUGCAUUGGUAAUGAGCCAGAGUGACCCAGAACAUGUGCACAUUGUGAGGAACCCCGGCUUCGAAUUUGCAAUAUGUGAUUGUGAAUGGUCAGCCUUGGGUUAUCUUUGUAAGCAUGUUAUAAAGGCGAGCUGGGUUUGUAGGAAUCGUGGCUUGGUUGGUCCCUCAAUAAGCCUGUUCCAGUAUAACAGGACACUGGGUCAAACCCUCAAUUGCCCACCCUAUGAUUCUCUUGUUCUUGAUCAUGCUACUUCAAUGGCUAUUGAGGUUCAGGGGCAGUUAAAGAAGGCGGCUGAAUUACUUCAUGGUCGGAGCUCUGAUGAGGCUAGUGUAAUUGCUCAAGGAAAUGGUAACAUGUCCCUUAACGUAGUUUCUGAGGGAGGGGAUGGAGAAGAAUCAAUGGAUGAGGGGCAUUUAAUGAAUCGUACUAAUGGUGAAGCUGCUACUGAUGGAGCAAAUGGUAAUGCGGUUCAUGGGGGUGGUGUUGCAGAGGAGGUUGAGAAUUGUAACAUGUCUGCUAAUGGUGUCUCAGAGGAAGGGGUCAGGGAUCCUAUGGAUGAGGAUCCAUCCAUGGUUGAGAAGGUUUCUUCUACAAAUGAUAGAGAUCAGGUCAAUGGUGAGACUGCUGAUGAUGCAAAUGUUGCAGAGGAGGCGAGCCAUGGAGUAACUGCAAAUGUUGCAGAAGAAUCUAGCCAUGAAGCCAAUGAAAAUUCUAUGGAGGAGGCUGUUUAUGGUUUUGAUGAAGAUGUUGGCCAUGGAGUUGAUGGAGAUGUUGCAAAGGGAGGUGACCAUGGAGUCGAUGCUGAUGUUGGCCAUGGAGUUGAUGGAGAUGUUGCAAAGGGAGGUGACCAUGGAGUCGAUGCUGAUGUUGCAGAGGAAGGUGGAAAUGGUAACACAUCUGUUAAUGGUGUUUUAGAGGGAGGGGAUAGAGAUUUGAUUGUUGAUCGACCAUCUAUGGCUGAGAAGCCUUCUUCUAGCAGCAGUUGGGAGCAUGUUGAUGGGGAGACUAGUAAUGAUCCACCAAAUGACAAUCGGAUUUGUGAAUGUGAUGUUGCAGAGGAAGGUGGUCAUUGGGUUGACACAAAUAUUACAGAGGAAAGUAGAAAUCAGAACACGUCUGCUAAUGUGACUUCAGAGAGAGGGGACAGAGAUUCAAUGGAUUGCAGACCAUUGACGGCUGAGAAGCUUCCGUCUGCAGGUGGUGUGGAGCAUGCUGAGGGUGAGCAUGGGGUUCAUGCUGAUGAUACAGAGAAAGAGAGAAAUUAUCACAUGUAUGUUUCUGGGUCUGAUUUUAAGGUUCAUAAUGAUGUCUUAAGCAGAGAAGGUGAUGAUCAAUUGGGUUUCACUGAGAUUGCUUCUCGGGAUUAUAGUAGUGUUUCAGAGAGAGGUGGCGAUGAUCAUGUGAUGGUUGAUGAAACGAGCGUUGAUGGUGGUUGUGAUAAUGCCAUAAGAGAAUCUGGUAGUCCUCAAAUUGUUGAAGAUCCUGCAUCUGGCAGCAGAGUUAGUGGUGAAGCUGUUGAAGAAGCUGAUGUUGGAGAGAGAAGUGUUAAUGGUGAAAUGAGGGUAUCUGGCUUUGGCUCUAAUGUCUCUCAUGAUGUCUCUGAGAAAGGUUGUAAGGAUAAAAUGGCUGGUGAGCCUACAAUCAGCAAUCCCACUAAUGAAUUGGGUAGGCCCCAAAUUGUUAAAGAUCCAGCAGUUGGUAAUGCAGUUACUGGAGUUGCAGAUGAAGCUGGUCCCAAGGUUUGUAAUGAUGUAUCAAAGGAGGGUCUUAAUGAAGAGAUGGCAAUUGAUGUUAAAACUUUUGAUGGAUGUGAUAACCCUGUAAAAGAAGCGGUUGGCUCCUAAAAUUUCACGAUUUGUAAUGGACGUGGUGCCAUUAAACAAGAACUGGGCAUAUUUCCAUUGAUUUGAAGAGAGAUGUGGAGUCUGGGUGUCGAGAGAGAAACUAGUGUGGAGACCGAAGGAACAAGUUCUAGAGAGAGCAAGUGAUGUGCUCUAAGAGUUUGGCAAUGUAGCAGGUGGAAGUUGGAAACUGGUUCUAAUUUGAUGACGAAACUUGCUGUGGGGGCAUGAAUGGAUGUAGUUAAGUAUCUCAGAUGUGGUUUUGUGAAGGAUUAUUCUCAUGUUGAAGAAAGAAGCAAAUACCCCAUAUAUAUGAAGUCCUGUUCAAUUGGUGGAGACUCAAUUUCCAGUCAUUUAGGUGAAGCCUGGCCAGAAACAUUGCACGGUAGGGGCCAUAGCUUGCUCGGCCCGAGAAAUUAGCUUUUGGCCUAGCCCGGGCCCAGCCCAAAAUUAUAGGUCAGAGCAUAGCCGAGGCCCAAAAGCAAGCUGGACCCUGUAUAAACAUGGAAAAAAAUUUGUUUUUUACAUGUAAUAUAUACACUUUAAAAAAUAUUCAGCCUAAAAGGUCGGGCUGGGCCAAUACUGGCUGGGGUCCAACCUAAAAAUAUUUCAGGACUACCAAGCGGAUUGGGCCUGGCCAUGGCUAACAGGUAGCUCGAUCCCCUCCGAAAAUUGGUUUCAGAGCCGGCCCAAAGGCCCGUGGUCCAGCCUUGGCCCGUUAACAGCCCUAGUUGGGAGUCGAUGAGGUGAAUGCAUUAAUGCCUCUGACCAUGUUGGAAAUUUGUAGCUUAUUGAGUAAGGGGAACAAUAUUUAAAGUAAUGUCAAAAGAUUUUAUACUGACUUGUA
This is a messenger RNA of Amborella trichopoda, 4636 nucleotides long. RefSeq lists its product as uncharacterized. Lineage: Eukaryota; Viridiplantae; Streptophyta; Magnoliopsida; Amborellales; Amborellaceae. Gene Ontology annotation, molecular function: zinc ion binding. The record is from RefSeq and is a predicted model, not a curated record.